Messenger RNA from Vigna radiata var. radiata (mung bean), 884 nucleotides. Its product is annotated as aldehyde dehydrogenase family 2 member C4-like. The record is from RefSeq and is a predicted model, not a curated record. The transcript is spliced from 5 exons. Gene Ontology annotation, molecular function: aldehyde dehydrogenase (NAD+) activity. The annotation marks the transcript as partial. NCBI's taxonomy places the organism in Eukaryota, Viridiplantae, Streptophyta, Magnoliopsida, Fabales, Fabaceae.
GGAGGACAUUUGAGACUAUAGAUCCGAGAACAGAAGAGGUAAUUGCAAGAGUGAGUGAGGGAGACAGAGAAGACAUUGAUGUUGCUGUUGCAGCAGCACGUGAAGCGUUUGACAGAGGUCCAUGGCCUCGCAUGGCUGCCUCUGAGAGGGCAAANAUAAUGAUGAAAUGGGCNGACCUAAUUGANGAAAACAUAGAAGAAGNAGCAGCNUUAGAUANCAUGGAUGCUGGAAAGUUGUACNAUNUCAACAAGUUNGNNGAAAUUCCANCAGCAGCAAAUNNUCUACGUUACUAUGCAGGAGCUGCUGAUAAAAUUCAUGGCCAAGUACUAAAAGUGAACGGAAAUUUCCAUGCAUAUACACUAAUGGAACCAAUUGGUGUUGUGGGACACAUAAUUCCCUGGAAUGCACCCAGUCACUCAUUUUUCAUCAAGGUUAGCCCUUCCUUGGCAGCAGGCUGCACCAUGGUCCUCAAGCCUGCUGAACAAACACCUCUCUCUGCUUUGUUCUAUGCUCAUCUUGCUAAGCUCGCUGGAAUCCCAGAUGGAGUUCUGAAUGUAGUACCCGGAUUUGGCNCAACUGCUGGUGCAGCAAUAAGCUCGCACAUGGAAAUUGAUGCGGUCAGUUUUACUGGUUCAGUUGAAGUAGGGCGUGAAGUGAUGCAAGCUGCAGCUAGAAGCAAUUUAAAACCAGUUUCACUUGAAUUAGGAGGCAAGUCUCCUCUCAUUAUUUUCGAUGAUGCUGAUAUAGAUCAGGCAGUGGAGCUUGCAAUCAUGGGCAUCAUGUUUAACAAGGGAGAAGUUUGUGUGGGUAGUUCUCGAGUGUAUGUCCAGGAAGGGAUCUAUGAUGAAUUUGAAAAGAAAUUGGUGGAGAAGGCAAAAGCUUGG